AUGAGGACUGGUGUCUUCCUGUAUCCCGCUCUGCUCGCAGUCCUGGUCCCCGUUUCGAGCCCUCACGGGUGUGGGACUGAACGAAUUCCUCACCACAAAAUAAAAGCGUUUGACCAGCCGGAGCCCGUGACAAUCUCCGAGAAGGCUGCCGUCAGACUCAAUCCGACUCUCCUCGUUUCUUAUGGAUGCCAACCUUACCCUGCAGUGAACGAUUUGGGUCAGAUUAGUGGCGGUCUCAACCCUUCCGGAGAACACGAUGGUGAUUGCAAGGGCUCUGGGCACGGGUCUCAAGUCUACGCGCGUUCAGCUUGGUUCGGGGACAAAUGGGCCAUUAUGUACGCGUAUUACUUCCCAAAAGCCCAGCCGUAUCGUAGUGUAAGCUUUCGUCACAGCUGGGAGUUCGCUGUUGUCUGGAUCGCCAAGCCUGAAGCGCCAGAGAAGACUCUGGCACUCACAACGCUAAGCUUCCACUAUGGGUACUUCAAGUACACAUCAUUUGACGCAAGCGAAAUGGACGGGGAGAGAGUCAAACUCAGAUAUUGGCAGCAUGCGGAUUCUGACCUUUACUUGGAACUGACUCGCCUGGACGGUGGUACAACUCGACCCCUGAUCAUGUGGGAGCAGUUACCAGAAAAAGCCCGGUGUGCGCUCAAUGAGGCCACGUGGAAUGGUGGGUUCAAGUGCCCACUCAGUGAUGAGGCUUUUGAACCGCUUUUGAACGCUUCUUGGCCUUUUGAUGAGUAG
Messenger RNA from Peronospora matthiolae, 744 nucleotides. Lineage: Eukaryota; Oomycota; Peronosporomycetes; Peronosporales; Peronosporaceae. The record is from the annotation of a GenBank genome assembly.